UCAUGUGAGUAAACUGCGAUUCGUCCCAUGGAAACGAGGGAAGCUGUUUAACGUGAAACGUUGGAUACAUUGUAGCGAUCGUGGUUUAUCGAUCCAUGGCCAAAUCAUGUCGUUGCUACAAUGUUAAUCUCAAAACGGACACAUCUAAUCAGGUGUUUUGCAAAUAUCAAAUUGUUGAAAAUUAUUCAUCUGAAUGUUUUUCGAACAAGCUGAUAGAUGUAGAGAAUGUGGAAUCGUGGAGGCAGGAGUUCAGCUCUGGAAAGAGCACAGGCACAGCUCUCAGAGAGGAGAAUUACCAAAAGCUCUGCUGACUCAAAAGAUAACCCAGAGCGUUAUGUGGCUAAAGGAAGAGUUAAAACCCAUGGAGAUCCAUUAUCUCCCCAGGGAUAUAUGGAUACCAUUGCCAAUAGGAGAAACACCUCACAAGCCAGACAAACCCCAUUCCAGGACCUGAGCGACCUAUCGUUAUCCUUAGAGGACUCAGUGAGUAAACAACAUCCCAAUGAGAUCACCGACAAAAAGCUGGGGAGGGACGACCCACCAGCAGAGAGCUUUGGAGCAGGUUGGGGGAGCAGGUUCCUCAAGAAAGCCCCUCCACCUGCUGCAGUUACCAGCCAACCUCCAGCCCUGAGCAGGACCCAGACACAGCCGGUCGAGCCCAAAUAUGUGACCACAUACCAGAGGAGCUCACAGAGCGCAGCCCUGAGCCGACUGGCCCUCAUAGAGAACCGCAUCCGAAACCGGCAACAGGCCAGGGAUGGACCAGCGCUGUCUGCUGAUAGGAGUACACCACCAGCCACCCAGGAGAGGGAGACGCCCCUGUCUUCCCAGUCCAGCAGUGACCUCAGCAUGAAGGGGAAACGCUUCCUGAAGAAGACAGCGAAUUCAUCACCUACACCUGCUGUAGCACCCAAGGAGAAAGGCCCGGAUCUGGAUCCCAUGCCAUUGGGUGGUUCCAAAGCCCCUAUUCCUCCAAUCAGGGUGGCCAGUCGAGGUGUGACUCUGGACAGUGAUGAGGAGGAUAUGAGGAAGCUCCUGGGAGGCUCUUUUGAGUCAUCAGAGGAUAGCCUGCACAAAGAAGCAAGAGUGUCCUCACAGACAACAACUAGAAAGUCCUUCGUCAAAAGAAGCCAAAAGGUUUCACCCUCACCUCCACUGGCAGACUGGCCAUCCUCAGUCAGAGCACUGUCCCGCUCCCCACCCUUUCCUCAACGACUCGGGUCCCCCAGGUGCUUCUCCAGCCGAACCCUGGCCCAGCACAGCCCUUCUCUCUCCAUCCGCAGUGCCUCAGUGGUCCUCUCGCCAUCGCCCUCUCCACCCAACGCUCCCUCCCCAGGCAGACAGGGCUCCCCCCAGUCCAGACACCUCAGGCGCUCCCGGUCCUCAGUGUCAGCCCUCAGCGAGGUGCGCUCCCUGGAGGAGCUCUUCCCUGAGGCCCUGGGCUCCCUGGCGGAGCUCUACCCUGAGGACCUGCCCUCUGACGAUGCCACCAGUGAGAAAAGUGGGGUCUCUGAUGAAUUCAAGAUUAACAUUAUGUCACUGGACGACCUGGCACCGGUCGUCACGCUUGGAAUGUAUGAGAACAAAAAAAAAAAAAAAAAGAAACCAAAGCGGUCAAGCACAAGGACCCUGCUCCUAGAUCAUUUAUCGAGGAAGUUUCUGGUGAGGAGCAGAUCCCAUCAGAGGAGCCCAGGGAGGACUAUGAGAGUGACUUUGAGAGUGAGAUUAGGACUGAGACAGACAGGAGUAGGGUGAGU
This is a messenger RNA of Coregonus clupeaformis (lake whitefish), 1757 nucleotides long. RefSeq lists its product as uncharacterized. The coding region runs from base 226 to 1755 and encodes 509 amino acids. The record is from RefSeq and is a predicted model, not a curated record. Lineage: Eukaryota; Metazoa; Chordata; Actinopteri; Salmoniformes; Salmonidae. The transcript is spliced from 6 exons.